GUAAAAUAAGGGGUAAAUAAAUGGGAUCGAGGUCUUCUUUAUUGUUGUUUAUGUUUAUCCGCUGUUUAUUUACAUUUUGUUUUGUUAUUUUGUUUUGUAAUCAAGUAGAAGUAGCCAGCUGGUAGUUAAAUUUUUUUUUAUGUUGGGUUCAGUUAUUCUGUUAAACAAUAAAGAAAAAAAUUUGAACGUUAAUUUCAAAUUCAAAGAUUUCUUUUCUUCACAAAUCAACUUUUUAUUGAAAGGAAAUAAGAUAUGAAAAAUGAGCAGCUGGGAAUUUUAUUUCAACUUACUUUAUCCAGCAGUAGCUACCUAAAUGAUAAGCAACUGCCUCCUAUAGUUUUUAUGCCUCUGGAAAAGGAAAGAUUUUAAAGAAAUUUUAUUUCUGGAUAAAAGGACAACUAAGCGGACAAUUAUGCUGGCAUGAAGUAUUGGAAGAAUUUGGAAAGUCAUGAAUAAUAAUUUGGAGCAACAUCUCCCACCUCAGUUUGGUUGGAGAUUAAAACUUAAUCAUGAGUUUCCGGAAAAACCCCGUGUUUUUGUAUUCCCAAGAUUAUCACAGGUUACAAAACUUGCUGGAAUGGCAUACAGGUAUAUUCGUUUUACACAAAGGCAAAGAAGAAGCGGCAAAACACCUUUUAUCGAUCCUUAUGCAGUUAGCUCGUGCAAACAAAUUUAUGGAGUACCAAUAGGUGGCAUCGGGGCAGGAACAAUUGGUCGAGGAUGGAAAGGUGAUUUUAACAGGUGGCAAUUAAUCCCUGGAAUGUAUUCAUAUGAUAUAGUGGAAGUUAAUCAGUUUACUGUUUGCAUACGUAAAGGCUGCAAGACUGUUUACCAGCAAGUAUUGUCUCCAACUGCUCCAAAUGGGAAGUUGAAUUGUGAAAAAAAUCUACAGGGUUGGACUUGGUCUUUUGAUGGUGGUCGGGCUUUUUAUCAUGCUUUGUAUCCACGGGCGUGGACUGUCUAUGAAAUUCCUGCACAUUCAUUAAGACUGACAUGUCGACAAGUAUCUCCAAUAUUUCCAGAUGAUUAUAAGGAUACUAGUUUACCUGUUGGUGUUUUUGUUUGGACUGUUGAAAACUUGGGAUGUGAAGAAAUGGAGGUUUCUAUCAUGUUUACUUUUCAAAAUGGCGACGGUGGUGCCGAAGACUCUGCUGGAGGCCACCGAAAUGAAGAGUUUUGUUGUAAAGGCAUAUACAGCGAAAUAAAGCUGGAAAAUGUAGAUGGGAAAAGAGGAAAAUGUUGUGAGGACAGUGAUGGUUCAAGUAUGGAGAACUCUGUUGUCGAUAGUAAUACUAACCUAGAAAAUACUUUUCAAAAAUGCCAAUCUACUAUUGUUGCAAAAACAGCUUCAGAGGUUAAUAAUAACUUGAUACACAGUUCUUCGCAAGAAAAUCGCACUGUGCAUGACGUGCAUGGCGUUUUAAUGCAUCACAACGGUUUAAAAAAGUCCUUCACAUUGGCAAUUGCAGCACUGCAAGUGCAUGAGGAUUCAACUGAUAUCGUUCAUGUCAGUACAAAAGCAGCGUUUGACCCUAAAUCACCAUGUCGAAAGGUAUGGGAAGAUUUAAUGGAUGAUGGAAUGUUAACAAACAAAAUAGGGGAUCCUGUGAACAAAAAGACGUUUCCUGGUCAAACAUUAGCGGCAGCUGUGGUCGCCAAAACAAGCGUAAAACCAGAAAGCAAGGUGGAUCUCCAUUUUGUGUUAGCGUGGGAUCAACCAGUUGUAAAAUUUGGUGCACAUAGUGAAGUCGCAUACUGCAGGCGGUAUACUCGAUUUUUUGGUACCAAUGGAAACGCGUGUCCUUCCUUGUGUUGUUAUGCCAUUCAAAAUGUUGCAUCAUGGGAAGGCAAGAUUGAAGCGUGGCAAAAUCCGAUAUUAUCAGACAACACGCUUCCAGAUUGGUUUAAAUCAGCAUUAUUCAACGAGUUAUAUUUUAUUUCUGAUGGCGGAACCAUCUGGUUAGACAUAAAAAGAAAGAAGGAUGUUCAUCAUCGAAUAAUUCCAGACACCGUGAAGACUUAUGGUCGGUUCGCAUACUUAGAAGGUCAUGAAUAUCGUAUGUAUAACACUUAUGAUGUCCACUUUUACGCGUCAUGGGCGUUAGCGAUGUUGUGGCCUAAAUUGCAACUCAGUGUUCAGUACGAUAUUGCAACUUCAUGCUUGAAUGAAGACAACGAAAUCCGUUUGAUGAUGAUGGCUGGACAAAAAGCAUUCCGAAAAGUUUCAGGUUGUGUACCACACGAUUUAGGGGAUCCAGAUGAUGAGCCUUUUGUUCGAGUGAAUGCUUACUGUAUACACGAUACUUCAUGUUGGAAAGAUUUGAAUCUCCAUUUCGUUCUGCAAGUCUAUAGAGAUUAUUACAUCACAAAGGACACACAGUAUCUGAUGGAUAUGUGGCCAGCUAUGAAGGCUGUGAUGUCACACUCAAUGAGUCAAGACACGGAUGGCGAUGGGAUUAUUGACAAUUCAGGAUUUGCAGACAAUACUUUUGACUGCUGGGUGGUGACUGGACCAAGUGCGUACACAGGAGGUUUAUGGUUGUCUGCUUUGAGAUGCAUGAUAGAGAUUGCGGAUGUUCUGGAACUUUCAGACAAAAUGUCAAAAUUCAAAAGUGUAUUGGAGAGGGGAAAAAGAUCUUUUGAACGAAAACUAUGGAACGGCAUGUAUUUUAACUACGAUGGAAGUGAGAAUGAACACCACAAUAGUAUCAUGGCUGGUCAGUGUGCGGGACAAUGGUACUUACACGCGUGUGAUUUAGCACAAAACGACGAAGAUGCGGUGUUUCGUAAAGAGCAGAUACGAAGUACGUUAAAAGUCAUAUUUCAAAAUAAUGUCAUGCGAUUUGAGGGCGGUUUCAUGGGCGCUGUGAAUGGCAUGCGAGCUGAUGGAACGGUCGAUAAAGACAGCUUGCAAGCCGAAGAGGUCUGGACAGGAGUGACGUAUGCCUUAGCUGCUACUAUGAUUCAACAAGGCAUGAUAAAAGAAGGAUUCCGGACAGCAGAGGGAAUAUAUCGGACAGUAUAUGAAAAAUGGGGUUUAGCGUUUCAAACACCUGAAGCAAUCACGUGUAAAAGAACGUUUCGUAGCCGUGGCUACAUGAGGCCGCUUAGUAUAUGGAGCAUUUACCACGCUUUUGUUAAACGUAAAAAUGAUUCUUCCAACGAUGACUACGUCCCAUUAAAAGAGAACGUAUGUUAGCAUAUCUUAUUACGUUACAGUAUAGUUGUGAUUUAAGGUCAUGCUUUGACACAACGUGGUUGUUCCACUUAUCAAGAGAAGCCGUUCAAAGAUUUUAAAUGUGACAGGCGAAUAAUGCGCUCAUGCAGUCCCACCGUAGAGAGCGAGGUGAAUUCACUUAGAACUGACAUGAUUGUAGAGAUUACGAUUCAGUUCGGAAAAAUCCGUAUUUUUUUCUAGAAACAAAAGGGAAAGCAAUCUUUUAUUUUUAUAAUCGAAAAUUGGUUGGGCUUUAGUUUAUCUUGCUAACUUUCUCUUUAAACAAUCUGGGACCUUCCAAAAUCAGUUUCCUUGAAUUUUGUAUUUGGAAUGAAAAUAUUAAAACAAUUUCCGGCUGGCGAUGCGAUCACUUGUGUAAAUUUUCGCCUGUUUAAGGUGUGCACGAGAAAGGUUUACAAAAGCAUAUUAAAUUAUAUAGCUGCUAAUUUAUUAUGGUAAUUUAUUAAAUAAUUUAUUCAUUUAGAGUAUAUAAUUGAUAAUUUAUUUAUUAAUUAACACUGAUUGCUGGCCAAUCACUGGGUAAAGAAAGUUAAUAUUUUAUUUGACUUGA
Molecule: messenger RNA, 3788 nt
Organism: Hydractinia symbiolongicarpus
Lineage: Eukaryota; Metazoa; Cnidaria; Hydrozoa; Anthoathecata; Hydractiniidae
Product: non-lysosomal glucosylceramidase-like
Exons: 21
Coding region: 449-3199 (916 amino acids)
Biological process (GO): glucosylceramide catabolic process; carbohydrate metabolic process
Cellular component (GO): membrane
Molecular function (GO): glucosylceramidase activity; beta-glucosidase activity
Source: RefSeq, a predicted model, not a curated record